AUGAAAUUUUGGUUUGUUCUGCAGGCUCAAAGCGAACCGGGCGAGCAACACCCUGUCACAGAGGCCUCAUCUCCAGAUAGUCCUGGGGCCAGAAGUCCAACAACUGUGCGAGAGGGGCAAAGCGAACCUGGCGAGCAAAACCCGGCAGCAGAGGACUCACCUCCAGAAGUAGAUAGCCCAAUCAGCGCCAAAGAGGCUCAAAAAAGUGUGGCUGGCGACGGCGAUUCUGUCACCGAGGCCUUGGAUGCCAUUGGACGUGCUAAGGAGGUCGAAGAGGCUGAAAACAGCGUGGCAAAUGCCUUGGCGGAGCAUUUGGAGGCAGUUCCACAGGAGAGGCCCACAACAGUCACAACAGUCUUGACUGAGGGACAAAGCGCUGUAUCCUACGAAGAGGGCGAUCUGGCCGACGAGCAAGAGUAUGCUUGUGCUCAGGCUGUAGCGGGCAAGCUGAUCCGCAUGUUGUCCUCCCAAGCCCAGGCCAAAUUGGUAGCAGAGCAGUCCUAGGCCACUACCAGGAUUUUCCCUGAGGCAGCGAAGAAUCAUAUUUUUGUUGGGAAGUUGUCCAAUACAUCUCUGGGCAUUGGCUCAGAUUGGCCAAUGAUUUUUUGGUCCGGUCUCACCGUGUGUGAUGCUCAUGAAAUGGAUGAAAUGGAGAUGGGUCAAAGGUCGUCCGAAAACUCACCCAGAAAGAUGUUUGGAG
Molecule: messenger RNA, 700 nt
Organism: Cladocopium goreaui
Lineage: Eukaryota; Dinophyceae; Suessiales; Symbiodiniaceae
Source: the annotation of a GenBank genome assembly